GUGGUCGUCGUCUUCUUCUGCGGGCAGCCUUUAAAAGAUCCGCACCCUCCCUCUCCUUGGAAACACGCCCUCUCCCUCUCCUUUGAGACACACUCCUUGGCUCGCCUAACUGAUCAUCUCCGUGAAGUCUUCUGUUGCCACAGAGUUGGACCCGGGGAUGUGAUAUCGAGACCAAGGAGAAGACUUGGUUUUUGUUUCAGGUUUCCAUGGACAAUACCGGUUUUGUAAGGCAUGGUAUGCUGAGGCUUCCACCGGGAUUCAGGUUCCAUCCCACUGAUGAAGAACUUGUGGUUCAGUACCUCAAGAGGAAGGUCUACUCCUUCCCCUUGCCGGCCUCCAUCAUCCCCGAGAUCGAUCUCAGGAACCAUGACCCAUGGGAUCUACCCGGUGGGCGCGAAGAGGUCCGGUACUUGUUCAGCUUCAGAGAGGCAACAUAUCUGAACCGAAACCGAUCGAAUCCGAGGGCAAGAUCCGGAUGCUGGAAAGUAGCAGGGAAGGAGAGGCAAGUGGUGGCUUCCGGGUGCAACCAGGUGGUGGGGAUGAAGAAGGUUUUGGUCUUCUAUCGAGGAAAGCCGCCGACGAGAACCGAUUGGAUCAUGCAUGAGUAUCGCCUCGCCCGGCCCGAUGCCAAUCCAAGAAAUGAUGCAACUCAUAGUAGCAUGGUUCCAAACGGAGAUUGGGUGUUGUGUCGCAUCUUUAGGAAGAAGAGAGCCGCCAAGAUGGAGGCCGAAGAAGAUGAUGAACAGGCAGGAGAGCAGAUGAUGAGGAUGGGAGAUGAUGGCUCCAGCUGCGUCACUGAGCUCCCUGAUGUAUCUAGUGAUGGAGAGGAAGCGAGUUCAAGCAGCAUGAGUUCACCUCCAUGAGAACAAGUUACUGUAACAUCACAUGCUCACACUGUCCGUCCUCUAGUUGUCUUCUUCCUGGAAACCAGAGGCAGAAUAAAGUUCGAGCUGUAAAUUCUAGGAGAUACGUGUAAUCUCUUCAUCUCUUGCAACUAAUCCUUUGUACUA
Molecule: messenger RNA, 1010 nt
Organism: Musa acuminata AAA Group (dessert banana)
Lineage: Eukaryota; Viridiplantae; Streptophyta; Magnoliopsida; Zingiberales; Musaceae
Product: NAC domain-containing protein 83-like
Exons: 3
Coding region: 207-863 (218 amino acids)
Biological process (GO): regulation of DNA-templated transcription
Molecular function (GO): DNA binding
Source: RefSeq, a predicted model, not a curated record